Molecule: messenger RNA, 1591 nt
Organism: Gorilla gorilla gorilla (western lowland gorilla)
Lineage: Eukaryota; Metazoa; Chordata; Mammalia; Primates; Hominidae
Gene: LAMP5
Product: lysosomal associated membrane protein family member 5
Exons: 6
Coding region: 22-864 (280 amino acids)
Biological process (GO): establishment of protein localization to organelle
Cellular component (GO): late endosome membrane; plasma membrane; lysosomal membrane
Source: RefSeq, a predicted model, not a curated record
CUCAUUCGGGGCACUGCGAGUAUGGAUCUCCAAGGAAGAGCGGUCCCCAGCAUCGACAGACUUCGAGUUCUCCUGAUGUUGUUCCAUACAAUGGCUCAAAUCAUGGCAGAACAAGAAGUGGAAAAUCUCUCAGGCCUUUCCACUAACCCUGAAAAAGAUAUAUUUGUGGUGCGGGAAAAUGGGACGACGUGUCUCAUGGCAGAGUUUGCAGCCAAGUUUAUUGUACCUUAUGAUGUGUGGGCCAGCAAUUACGUAGAUCUGAUCACAGAACAGGCCGAUGUCGCAUUGACCCGGGGAGCUGAGGUGAAGGGCCGCUGUGGCCACAGCGAGUCGGAGCUGCAAGUGUUCUGGGUGGAUCGCGCGUAUGCACUCAAAAUGCUCUUUGUAAAGGAAAGCCACAACAUGUCCAAGGGACCUGAGGCGACUUGGAGGCUGAGCAAAGUGCAGUUUGUCUACGACUCCUCCGAGAAAACCCACUUCAAAGACGCAGUCAGUGCUGGGAAGCACACAGCCAACUCGCACCACCUCUCUGCCUUGGUCACCCCCGCUGGGAAGUCCUAUGAGUGUCAAGCUCAACAAACCAUUUCACUGGCCUCUAGUGAUCCGCAGAAGACCGUCACCAUGAUCCUGUCUGCGGUCCACAUCCAACCUUUUGACAUUAUCUCAGAUUUUGUCUUCAGUGAAGAGCAUAAAUGCCCAGUGGAUGAGCGGGAGCAACUGGAAGAAACCUUGCCCCUGAUUUUGGGGCUCAUCUUGGGCCUCGUCAUCAUGGUAACACUCGCGAUUUACCACGUCCACCACAAAAUGACUGCCAACCAGGUGCAGAUCCCUCGGGACAGAUCCCAGUAUAAGCACAUGGGCUAGGGGCCAUUAGGCAGGCACCCCCUAUUCCUGCUCCCCCAACUGGAUCAGGUAGAACAACAAAAGCACUUUUCCAUCUCGUACACGAGAUACACCAACAUAGCUACAAUCAAACAGGCCUGGGUAUCUGAGGCUUGCUUGGCUUGUGUCCAUGCUUAAACCCAGGGAAGGGGGAGACUCUUUUGGAUUUGUAGGGUGAAAUGGCAAUUAUUCUCUCCAUGCUGGGGAGGAGGGAAGGAGGGGCUCAGACAGCUUUCAUGCUCAUGGUGGCUUGGCUUUGACUCUCCAAAGAGCAAUAAAUGCCACUUGGAGCUGUACCUGGCCUCAAAGUUUAGGGAUUGAAAACAUGCUUCUUUGAGGAGGAAACCCCUUUAGGUUCAGAAGAAUAGGGGGUGCUUUGCUCCCUUGGACACAGCUGGCUUAUCCUAUACAGUUGUCAAUGCACACAAAAUACAACCUCAUGCUCCCUGCAGCAAGACCCCUGAAAGUGAUUCAUGCUUCUGGCUGGCAUUCUGCAUGUUUAGUGAUUGUCUUGGGAAUGUUUCACUGCUACCCGCAUCCAGUGACUGCAGCACAAGAACACGAUUAAUGUAACUAUGCGGAGUUGUUUGGACUUCUUUCUGUGCCAGGUCCAAGUCGGGGGACCUGAAGAAUCAAUCUGUGUGAGUUUGUUUUUCAAAAUGAAAUAAAACACACUAUUCUCUGGCCUUUGGCUGCUUUCUUGAAACAA